AUGGGGUGGUACCGUAGUUUGCACCUGAAAAGGCUCACCACAAAAAAUUGUCAUGUUGCGUCUCAUGUUGCAAGCAACUCUAUGAUUGCAGUACAGUAUUGUUGCGGCAAUUCCUCCGCGAGAUACCGAGCGACCUGUGCCAACGAGAAUCCACUCGUCUUCGUCUUUAUUCUUCACAAGUCUGCUGCCCUCCCCUUCCCUAUCUGCUCCAGGGACGGCUCUUAA
This is a messenger RNA of Chondrus crispus (carragheen), 225 nucleotides long. RefSeq lists its product as hypothetical. Bases 1 to 225 code for a protein of 74 amino acids. The transcript has a single exon. Lineage: Eukaryota; Rhodophyta; Florideophyceae; Gigartinales; Gigartinaceae. The record is from RefSeq and is a predicted model, not a curated record.